This is a messenger RNA of Lolium rigidum, 1066 nucleotides long. Its product is annotated as momilactone A synthase-like. The record is from RefSeq and is a predicted model, not a curated record. Gene Ontology annotation, molecular function: oxidoreductase activity. Lineage: Eukaryota; Viridiplantae; Streptophyta; Magnoliopsida; Poales; Poaceae. The transcript is spliced from 2 exons. Bases 38 to 865 code for a protein of 275 amino acids.
CUCAAUAAAAAAGAAGGAUCGAAGCCAAGUGUUUACCAUGGCAAGCAGCAGCAGCAGCUCUGAUGUCGUCCCUGCCGCUGCAAUGAAGCUGGUGGGCAAGGUGGCGGUGAUCACGGGCGGCGCGAGCGGCAUCGGCGAGCGCACGGCGCGUCUGUUCGUGAAGCACGGGGCCAGCGUGGUGAUCGCCGACAUCCAGGACGAACUCGGCGCGAGCCUCUGCGCGGAGCUCGGCCCGGAGGUCUCCAGCUACGUGCGGUGCGACGUGACGAGCGAGGAGGACGUCGCGGGCGCCGUCGACCACGCCGUCGCCAGGUUCGGCAAGCUGGACAUCAUGUUCAACAACGCCGGCAUCGGCGGCGCGCCGUGCCACAACAUCCGGGAGAACACCAAGGAGGACUUCGAGCGCGUGCUGGCCGUCAACCUGGUGGGGCCAUUCCUCGGUACGAAGCACGCGGCGCGGGUCAUGGUGCCCGCCCGGCGGGGCUGCAUCAUCGGGACGUCGAGCCUGGCGUCCACAGUGGGCGGCGUGGCGUCGCACGCGUACACGUGCGCCAAGCGCGGGCUGGUGGGGCUGACGCAGAACGCGGCCACGGAGCUAGGGCGGCACGGGAUACGGGUGAACUGCCUGUCCCCGGCGGCGGCCGCCACGCCGCUGGCGACGGCGUACGUGGGGGUGGAUGGCGAGGUGUUCGAGGCGGUCAUGGAGACCGUGGCGAACCUCAAGGGCGUGGGCCUAAGGGUGGACGACAUCGUCGCCGCCGUGCUCUUCCUCGCCAGCGACGAUGCGCGGUACAUCAGCGGCCACAACCUGGUCAUCGACGGCGGCAUCUCGAUUGCCAACACGUCCUUCGGCAUCUUCAACUGAAGACCGGUGAUGAUCGAUGGACAUGUAUCUAUAGAUGCAUGGAUCGUGUCGUGCAUCGAUCAGGGACGGGGUCGUUUCUCUGGUUUGGUUACCUGUGUUGCAAUUCCUUUGACGCCGUGCAGUGUGCUCCGUUUCACCAUCAUUUAUGUUGCAUUCCGGAAGAAAUAAUAUAUGCGCGCGAGCGCAUUCCUGCGUUCAUCA